CAAAGCACACUGGAUCAGCAUACCUGAUCCCAAAUACGGUGCCUUCCAGAACUACGCCAUCUGCGAUGCUAUGACCAUCGCCCUUUUACCCGACCAUAUCUCCUUGCGGAGGGUAGUGUCCUUCCUCUAGCGUUAUGUGCUGCUUCGAUGGGAUUGUAUCCACCUGGUCGACUGCAGUUACCCCUUCCCUCGGUGACAAUCACAGAAUCAGUCGGUAAAACCAUUAUCGUCUGGGGCGGAUCGUCGAGUCGUGGGAGUGCCGCUAUCCAGAUUCCGUUGCGUCGAGUGUGACUGCUAUCGCGACCGCGUCGAGUAGAAAUCAUGAACUGGUGAAGGGUCUCGGAGCGACGGCUAUGCUGGAUUAUAACAGUCCGACGAUUGUGGAGGAUCUCGUGAAGGAAGUGAAGAAUGCCGGGGGUGAGUUUGUAGGAGCUCUCGACGCUAUUGCGACAGAGGAAACCGUUAGAGCGGUUGUCAAGGAGGUGGGAAGUGGGAAGGUUGUUACCAACUUACCUUUUCCUGUGAGUGGUAUCCCUGAUGGGGUUGAGGUUGUGGCAGUGAACGACACUUCGUAUAUUGGCGAGAGAGAAGAAAUCGGGGGUCCCAUCUGGGGCCGGUUUAUUCCUGGGGCCCUCAAGACCGGCGUGCCCAAGCCGGUUCCGGGGCGGUUGGUUAUUGGGAGGGGAUUGCUUUGUUGAGGAAUGGUGUGUCUGCCAAGAAGAUUGUUGUCGAGCUGUAGUUUUAUACUGCAUUUUAUGCAUACUAUUCAGAGGAUUCGGCUAUGUUAUAUCUUUACGAUGAUCAGAAGUAGUG
Aspergillus wentii DTO 134E9 is the source of this 813-nucleotide messenger RNA. RefSeq lists its product as uncharacterized. The coding region runs from base 354 to 698 and encodes 114 amino acids. The transcript is spliced from 2 exons. The record is from RefSeq and is a predicted model, not a curated record. NCBI's taxonomy places the organism in Eukaryota, Fungi, Ascomycota, Eurotiomycetes, Eurotiales, Aspergillaceae.